Messenger RNA from Penicillium malachiteum, 267 nucleotides. RefSeq lists its product as uncharacterized. The record is from RefSeq and is a predicted model, not a curated record. Bases 1 to 267 code for a protein of 88 amino acids. The transcript is spliced from 3 exons. NCBI's taxonomy places the organism in Eukaryota, Fungi, Ascomycota, Eurotiomycetes, Eurotiales, Aspergillaceae.
AUGUAUGUAUCUAAAUUUCCCGCGCGAACAUUGAACUCAAAACUCACUGCUUUUCUUUUGGGGAAGCUCGAGGAAACCGGAGCGAAAAUUUUGGAAAUGGACUUUCUGGAUGAGUCCACUAUCGAGCAUGCGGCCAGGGAGUAUGGUGAUCAGCCCCUCGAUGUUCUCGUCAACGUUGGCGGACUACCACCGAACCCCAAAGCCUGGCAAGAGAAUACCCCCUCGCUUCUCUCAGAAAGGUUCUCCGUCUGGGCCCUUUCAUGGUAA